Messenger RNA from Solanum lycopersicum (tomato), 897 nucleotides. The record is from RefSeq and is a predicted model, not a curated record. NCBI's taxonomy places the organism in Eukaryota, Viridiplantae, Streptophyta, Magnoliopsida, Solanales, Solanaceae.
AUGCACAAUGAAAUUGCAGAUGCAUUGGCCACUUUAUCUUCGAUGCUCCAACACCCUGAUGACGCCCAUAUCGACCCUUUAUACAUACAAAUUCAUGAUCCACAUGCUUAUUGCAACAUGAUUGAGGAGGAAUUUGAUGGUAAGCCUUGGUUUCAUGAUAUUAAAACAUAUCUUCAGUCUGGAAAAUGUCCGUUAGAUGUGACUAGUAAUCAAAAAAGGACUAUUCGACGACUAGCCAGGGGUUUUUUCUUAAGCGGAGGCAUACUGUACAAGAAAACACCCGAUUUAGGUCUUCUAAGGUGUGUAAAUGCUCAAGAGGCUUCCACAAUCAUGAUUGAAGUACACUCAGGAGUUUGUGGACCUCAUAUGAAUGGAUAUGUUCUAGCCAAGAAGAUACUUCGAGCAGGAUAUUAUUGGCUCACCAUGGAGCGGGAUUCCAUACGAUUUGCUCUCCGUACGUCAGUGGGCGCUACCCCAUAUUCACUGGUAUACGGGACUGAGGCAAUUAUACCUGCAGAGAUUGAAAUCCCAUCUUUACGAAUUGUUGUGGAGGAUGAAAUUGAUGAUGAUGAGUGGAUCAAAAAUCGGUUAGAGCAAUUAAGUUUGUUUGAUGAGAAGCGUCUGACAUCAGUAUGUCAUGGACAAUUAUAUCAGAAAAGAAUGGCACGGGCAUAUAACAAAAAGAUGCGUCCUAGACAUUUUAAAGAGGGUCAAUUAGUGUUGAGACGCAUUUUGCCACAUCAUGCCGAAACCAAAGGCAAAUUUUCUCCAAAUUGGAGAGGACCAUUCGUUGUUAAAAGGGUAUUACCCAAUGGUGCUCUUUACUUAGAAGAUAUAGAAGGCAAAGUGACAGAAACGGUCGUCAAUACUGAUGUUGUGAAAAGAUAUUACAUAUGA